Molecule: messenger RNA, 1574 nt
Organism: Ficedula albicollis (Collared flycatcher)
Lineage: Eukaryota; Metazoa; Chordata; Aves; Passeriformes; Muscicapidae
Gene: NIT2
Product: nitrilase family member 2
Exons: 10
Coding region: 79-927 (282 amino acids)
Biological process (GO): oxaloacetate metabolic process; L-glutamine metabolic process
Cellular component (GO): mitochondrion
Molecular function (GO): omega-amidase activity
Source: RefSeq, a predicted model, not a curated record
AGGGCGGCUCUGAGCAGCCCCGGCCCGGGGCCGGCACUGCGAGUCCCGGCAGCCCCCGCGGUCCGGGCGGUGCCGGGAAUGCGGGCGGCCGGCGCAGCCAUGGCGUCCUUCCGCCUCGCUCUUAUCCAGCUUCAUGUAUCUGCUGUUAAAUCAGAUAAUCUCCAGCGAGCCUGUGGACUGGUGAGAGAAGCAUCUGCUAAAGGAGCAAAGCUUGUGGCUCUACCUGAAUGCUUUAAUUCUCCAUAUGGAACCCAAUACUUUAAGGAGUAUGCAGAGAAGAUACCUGGGGAAUCUACACAAAAGCUGUCAGAAGUUGCAAAGGAGUGCAGCAUAUAUCUUAUUGGAGGAUCCAUUCCAGAAGAGGAUGGUGGAAAGCUCUAUAAUACGUGUACUGUCUUUGGGCCUGAUGGUGCUCUGCUGGCAAAGCAUAGGAAGGUCCAUUUGUUUGACAUUAAUGUUCCUGGGAAGAUACAGUUCAAAGAGUCUGAAACACUGAGUCCAGGGAAUAGUUUCUCCAUGUUUGACACACCAUACUGCAAAGUGGGCUUGGGCAUCUGCUAUGAUAUGAGAUUUGCAGAGAUGGCUCAAAUCUACGGCCAGAAAGGUUGCCAGCUGCUGAUAUAUCCUGGGGCUUUUAACAUGACAACAGGACCAGCUCAUUGGGAACUCUUACAAAGGGGACGAGCUGUUGAUAAUCAACUCUACGUAGCUACUGUAUCUCCUGCUAGAGAUGAAAAAGCAUCCUACGUUGCCUGGGGACACAGUACUGUAGUAAAUCCAUGGGGUGAAGUCAUAGCCAAAGCUGGAGCUGAGGAAACAGUUGUAUACACAGAUAUAGAUCUAAAGAAACUUGCAGAAAUACGUCAGCAAAUUCCUAUUUUAAGUCAGAAGCGUUGUGAUCUCUAUGGUGUAGAGAUGAAAAAGUGAAGCUGAGUGAAGAGGGAAGGUUCAGCUGUCACAGUGGCUGUUGCCUUCAUCUUUGGAAGGAUUUCCUUAGUAGUUGCUCCAUAAUUUACUGCCAACUGUGCCAGUUAAGAAACCACCACAUAACAAAAACUUGGUGCAAUUCUAAUAUGGUUGAAAUAUAACUUUUGUAUCUCCUGUCAUACUUAAGUAUUUCAUAGUAUUUUACAGCUAGGAUAAAGAUGGAGAUGAAAUCAGUUCAACACAGCAGUGAUUUACAUUGAUUUUUUUAUGCAUCAUAAUGUUUUAGUUACUUUCUGAGGGCUUUUUUGUAGAACAUAGAAAUGGAAAUGUUGUUCUCUGAAACUCUCUCUCAAAUCAGCUUUGGUAUUAUGAAUUUUUCAGUGAAUCACCAGAAAAAUCUAGAAGCAUGCUUCUUCUCAUUCUGUCCUUAUUAGAGGUACAUGUCUUAACCAAGGUCCUUGAAUGCCCUACUUCUAACUUGAGAAGCUUAAAAUUUAACACACUGAGCAAAACAGGCCAAAUUCUGCUCUGCACUACUUGGGAAACCAGAAGCUGCCAGACAGAGCUGCUCCUAUAGAAGAAUCUGUAACAGCUUUUGGUUCAUGUGUUUUGUGUGGACCUGUGUAUUAAAUUCUCCUUAUGGCAAA